AUGUCAGAUAAUCUUCCUGGGUCUCCACAGGCGCUGCCGCCUACAGCAAUGCUGCCGAAUGCAGAGGCAGAUAAUGAAUCGCUUCUAUCACUUCAAACAGCCAAAGCUGAACUAGUACAACAACGAGAUACGCUUCUAGCCAAGAAGAAUGAUCUUUCAGCAGCCAUAGACCGUUUACAAGGAACAUGGGACAGCUACCAGACGCAAAGCCGACAGUAUGAAACAAAGAAAAAGCUAGAAUACUACCUCCAUCAGAAUGACCAUGAACAGGAAAAACGGUUAGCUGGAGAGGACGAGGUGGCACUGUUCGUGUUGGAAAACAUGCACGUGUUGCCAUCGUCAGAUUGGCUGAGAAGAAUGGAUCUAGUGGGAAGAUUCUAUCCACAUAUGGAGAUCAGCCAUACUCUGCUGAGGAACAUUCAUGAUCCAGAGAAUCAGCUCAAUACAGAAAUUCAGUUUCGUCUCCUGGCUCGAGGACUACCCACUUUACGUGUACUUCUUACAGUUAGAGACGAGAAGGUGGUCAAAUUAGAGAUUUUGCAGUCAAAGAAGGCCACUCUACUUCUUCACAAAGUCAGUCCGUCAUUUGCAAGGAUUCUAGAAACAGACUACGUUCCAAACGGCAAAGUAGACCUCUUAGUCUACGGAUACCACUCCCUAGCAUCCAUACAAGAAAAACGAGUAUCAAUCCUUUCCAACCUUUUGCAUCAAUAUUCCCAAAACCUCACACGGCCUGGUGCCGAAUGGGACGCUGAUCCUUUUGAUUCCCUACAAGCUAUCCCAUACGUUGAGUUCGAUUAG
This is a messenger RNA of Candidozyma pseudohaemuli, 801 nucleotides long. RefSeq lists its product as uncharacterized. Lineage: Eukaryota; Fungi; Ascomycota; Pichiomycetes; Serinales; Metschnikowiaceae. The transcript is spliced from 2 exons. The record is from RefSeq and is a predicted model, not a curated record. Bases 1 to 801 code for a protein of 266 amino acids.